AUGUUGCAGACUUGGAGAACUUUAGCAGCAUUCGGGCUGCUAGUCCAAUCAGUCAAGGGACGGCGCAACGGUGUCGAUGUCCAAGUCAUCAGCACCACGAUCUUUGAUCCUGUCUGCACAGCCAAUGUCACAGUCUAUGACACCACCUCUGUGAAGAUAAGUCACUAUGUGGACGUCGUGUGUACUGUGAAUAUCACCACAACCAACACCGUCUCGACGUACAUCAUUGAGGACAUCACAACUACUCUACUAUACUCCGUUUCGGUGACUGAGACCGACUCGGCAACAACCACAACUACUGAGGUAGACUCAGUGACAAUCACAAACACAGAAAAAGGCUGGGUGACGGUAACAAACACAGCCACGAGCUCUACGACCAUCACCAACACGGAGACCACCACCUCCACAGUCCCGGCGACAAUCACAACAUAUACCACUACCACGCGCACCAUUUUCUCCACUACCGUUGACCCGUGUCCAAGUUCUUGUAGCAUUUCUGUCGAAACUGUCAACCUCUAUUUUUGGCCCACUGACAGACCCGCAACGUACCCUUCGACUUAUGUCGAUCACGAUGUGGGAUAUACAUUCACAUGGCCGUCAGUGUACAUGUUCAUUCCCACGGCCGUGGGAAUAAACACCGAGGGUGAGACGGUCGGGCCUUCAACGGCUAGCUGGAUGCUUCCUCUCAACUUAAACGAGGUGUCUACCAUCGCCCAGGGUUCAUCCAACAUCACACGGCAGCUCACGCUUAGCGAUCUGGGCACCGAUUGCCCACGAACGGCUGAUCCUUCUGCCAUUGCCACCAUAGUCGAUGCGCACUGCGACCCUGUUCUUGCGGCGCCGAGUCAAGUCCGGUCAUGGGCUUACCCUUGUAACGCUUGCGCCCGGUUCGGUCUCUUCGACCCGCCGUAUGCACUGCCCACCGUCACAGGUGGUCUCAUUCCGCCAACGACUACCGUGCUGCCCCCUCCAGAGACCAUUACAGCUACGGAGAUCCGCUAG
This is a messenger RNA of Lasiosphaeria miniovina, 1002 nucleotides long. RefSeq lists its product as uncharacterized. The record is from RefSeq and is a predicted model, not a curated record. NCBI's taxonomy places the organism in Eukaryota, Fungi, Ascomycota, Sordariomycetes, Sordariales, Lasiosphaeriaceae. The coding region runs from base 1 to 1002 and encodes 333 amino acids. The transcript is spliced from 5 exons.